GGGAAAGUGCGGGCGGGACAGGACGCGACGGAGUAGAGCGCAGGCGUAGAGCAGAGGCCGCCGGGAGCGCGCGGAGGGGGCGGAAGUAGCCGCCCGCCUCGUCCGGCUCAGUGCAGCGAGGCGGCCGCCGGCGGGCACCCGAACCCGGCCCGCAGCGGGUCCCACCCGACACUCAAUCUGAUGCCUGUCCAGCCCUCCAACCACCUGGAAUGGAAUGAGCCUAUGCACUCCCUCCGGAUCAGUGUGGGGGGCCUCCCUGUGCUGGCGUCCAUGACCAAGGCUGCUGAUCCCCGCUUCCGUCCCCGCUGGAAGGUGAUCCUCACGUCCUUCGUGGGCAUUGCCCUCCUCUGGCUGCUCUACUCCCACCGUGCAGCCCCCAGCAGGUCCCCCACCCCCAAUGCACACAACUGGAGGCUUGGCCAGGCACCCGCCACACGGUACAAUGACACUUACCCCCUGUCGGCUCCCCAAAGGACACCGGGUGGGAUCCGCUAUCGAAUCGCCAUCAUUGCUGACUUGGACACGGAGUCCAGGGCCCAGGAGGAAAACACCUGGUUCAGUUACCUGAAGAAGGGCUAUUUGACUCUGUCAGACAAUGGGGACAAGGUGACUGUGGAGUGGGACAAAGACCACAGUGUGCUGGAGUCCCACCUGGCGGAGAAGGGCAGGGGGAUGGAGCUGUCCGAGCUGGUUGUGUUCAACGGGAAGCUGUACUCUGUGGACGACCGCACGGGGGUGGUCUACCAGAUCGAGGGCACCAAGGCUGUGCCCUGGGUGAUUCUGUCUGACGGCGAUGGAACCGUGGGCAAAGGCUUCAAAGCUGAGUGGCUGGCUGUGAAGGACGAGCGGCUGUACGUGGGCAGCCUGGGCAAGGAGUGGACCACGGGCACCGGCAAGGUGGUGAACGAGAACCCGGAGUGGGUGAAAGUGGUGGACCACAAGGGCAGCGUGGACCAUGAGAACUGGGUGUCCAGCUACAAUGCUCUGCGGGCAGCUGUGGGGAUCCGACCGCCGGGCUACCUCAUCCACGAAUCGGCCUGCUGGAGCGAUACCCUGCAGCGCUGGUUCUUCCUGCCGCGCCGGGCCAGCCUCGAGCAGUACAACGAGAAGGAGGACGAGCACAGGGGCACCAACCUGCUGCUGAGCGCCGCCCAGGACUUCGGGGACGUCUCCGUCCGCCGCGUGGGCGAGGUGGUCCCCACGCAUGGCUUCUCAUCCUUCAAGUUCAUCCCCAACACCGACGACCAGAUCAUCGUGGCCCUCAAAUCUGAAGAGGACAGCGGUGUGGUGGCCACCUACGUUAUGGCCUUCACACUAGACGGGCGCAUCUUGCUGCCCGAGACCAAGAUUGCAAGCGUGAAGUACGAAGGGAUAGAAUUCAUUUGAGCUGCGGCCUCCAGCGUCGUGCAGAGCGGAGAUGGACGCUCUUUGCCGCGUCGGGACUGAGGUUUUAUAAAACUGAGGUUUUAUAAAAACCGGAUGACUGCACUUUCGUUUUGUCUUGUUCUUUUUGUAACCGUGAAGUGUGUGCCUGACCUAGGGGGAUUUCCUGGAUGGGGAUUCAGUCCUAGGACUUGUGAAGCUGCUGGAAGUGCCGUGGGAGGGGUGGUGUCCUGCAGCCCAGACUGCCCUUUGGGGUCCCUCUGCCACCUGGUGGUGGACAUUGGUCACUGCAGGCACCUUGAUAGGGGCCGAGCCUUGAGUUUUGCCCUGCUCCUCUUCCUUUUGACCGCCCUGUCCUGACUUCCCGUGAGUUCUCUGUUGAGUACGUGUGUUUCAGUAGCACCUGCAAUGUUAGGUUCUGUGCCUGCUCCAAGGUCAGCAGUGAGCAUGAGGCAGCCCGUCCACUAGGGAGGGUCACCCCUCUUCCCGCUCCUCUGGGAGCCUUGGGCAUGCACCCUGCCCACCUGGGAAGUUAAUGUUUACACUGCAGGAUGGGGGCACCGUGCAGGUGACCUGUGGGGACACACCUGCCCACACUGUCCAGAGAGCAGGCACAGCCACAUGACAGGGUGGAACUUCCCCUGCCAAGGACUCCACCUCUUCCCUCUGACAGUGCUAUGAAGCACUUCAGAGUUUUAAUUAUUAACUUAUUUUUAUUGAGGGAUUUUGGUCUCAUAAAAUCGCCAGAUCUUAUCACACAGAGCAGAGGCACAGCAAAUUUGCCCUCAGCUUGGAGGAAUUCGUAACUGAGCAGCCGCAUUGGCAAAGCUAGUUCACAGCAGAGGUUUCUGAGCCCUCGGCAUGAUGCCUUUUGCUGGCAGCUUCCAGAAAGUGCCAUGUCUAUUAAGAUUCACGAAUGACUUGAAAUGUUACUCCCAGGAGGCCCUGUGUUCUGGUAGCCUGCACUUGACCCCUGACCUAGGCCUGCUCUGUUCUGCUCUGGGGAUCAUCCCUAUCAUUUCCUGGGGUCUCUCCCCAUAACCACCUCCUCUUCCCCACGGAAACUUUACAUGACCUUGGCUCAUUUUAGGUCCCGGCCGUGUCUUCUUGAUGCUCUGGGGCAGAGGCUAGUGGGACUAAAGUAGAGAAGGGACAUUACAGCUCUCCUCCCAUAACAACUACCUCACCCCGUAUCACCCCUCCGGACAGCAGAGGCACCACGAUGGGGGGCCCAGGGCUGUGACUGGCCCUGUGUUGACCUUCAAAGACCUCUCCCACUUAGACACUUCAGGAUGCUGGCCCAGAAGAGCUGUCAGUCAUCUCUGUCCUGCUAAUCCUCAUGGGACAGCAGCAGAGGAGAAGCCAGGUUACUGUGACAUCUCGCUAGAGCUAGACUCCCGCUGGGCACAGCUCAGAAGACCCACAUCUCCCCUGCCUGUGCCUGACUGGGCCGUCUGACCCCUUCAGUAAAUGUCAGUGAUGUUGGGUUGUGGGACUUAAAGAGUAGCGAUGAACCGAGCAGUGGGGAGUCUUGGGACAGUCCCCAAAUGGAAGCAUUCCUAGUGUGUCAUUGUUGGCCAGAGCGGACAGCUCUUCCACACACAAUAGCUAAAGAUUUUAAGGCCAGCCUUUCGUUCCCUCUGCACUUGCUGCUGUCAACAUGGUGAUUGUGUUCCUGCCCUCCAAAUCCAUUUGUUUUGUAAACAAUAAAUCGUGAAAAGGAAA
Messenger RNA from Cavia porcellus (domestic guinea pig), 3108 nucleotides. It is a transcript of the gene Cant1, whose product is annotated as calcium activated nucleotidase 1. The record is from RefSeq and is a predicted model, not a curated record. Gene Ontology annotation, molecular function: UDP phosphatase activity; GDP phosphatase activity; calcium ion binding. NCBI's taxonomy places the organism in Eukaryota, Metazoa, Chordata, Mammalia, Rodentia, Caviidae. The transcript has 4 exons. Gene Ontology annotation, biological process: proteoglycan biosynthetic process. The coding region runs from base 181 to 1386 and encodes 401 amino acids.